UAAGGAUCAGAUACGAAGAUAUGCGAAGUGCUUGUGAUGCUCAGCACGAAGAAGUAGCGGCACUGCGCAGGGAUGUACGCAUUACCACCACCCAAGCCCGUUGCUCUUGUUGUAGGAGAUGGAAAUGGAGAGAGAUGCGUUGCUACAUGAGAUAACGAGAAUGCAGAAGGACGUCAAGGGGCUGAAAGCAGUCCAGAAUGCUCUCAAGUGCGAGCAUCAGGAGCUGUGUCAGAUCAAGCACAAAGCUGACGAGCUGGCAGUUCUUAACUUCGAGCUAGAAAAUUGCAUGGAUGGCGUGAACAAAGAUCUCGAGAGAACAAACCAGGAUGUGAUCAUUUUCCGGCAGAAAAUGACCGAGUCGAGUAUCGAGGCCAGAAAGAAUGCAAAACAAUUCAAGGAGCUGGAAGAACACACUGAAGCCUUGAAGAGGCUCCUUGCAGACGAAAGGUCCGAGCGACGGGGUCUAGACAAGGAGCUCGCAGGCUUGGAGCUGCAGCUUAAGAAGGCUGAGAAGGAGCUUACUGCGAAGGGACUCAAGAAGCCGGCUUCUCCGAAGCCGAAGCCGAAGCCCAGAGAGAAAAUCUGGGAAGUGACAAGCCCUGGGAAAGGAGGAACUUCUCCGCGUUCACCUAGGAAAGAUCAAGACGGGAAGCUGGAUACUCCGAAAUCAAAAGGUGGCAAGCCCGGUGGAAAAGGUGGUGAUGCUGCCGCUGCCGCUGCUGCUGCUGCUAGUGCAGCGUCAUUCAAGGCAAAGAAUACUUCUGCAAGGCUGUUUGGAGCUCUCUCUAAAACAGAACCAAGGCCGGGAGGUGCUGCGCUCGAGGACAGGGCCGGGGGAACGUUUAAGAAACAGGCAUCCAAAGCUUCUGGCACUGACUCGAGGCAAACUAGUCCGGAAUCGUUCAGGAAAAAGACCUUCAAGGAAGGCACUGCUGCUUUUGAGUCGCAGGAGACAAUGCGUAAGAAGGCUGAAGCACUCCAACAAAAAUCACUCAAGGAGGCUGAAGCACUCAAACAAAAAUCACUCAAGGAGACUGAAGCACUCGAACAAAAAUCACUCAAGGAGCCUGAAGUACUCAAACAAAAAUCGCUCAAGGCCGUUGCACUCUCCAAAGCUUCCGAGAGGCCUCAAAGUACUGACGCGCUCAAGAAAGAAGCUUCCAAGGCUGCGAGGCCAAAGGCUGCCGAACCCACGAGUAGAUCCACCAGUCCGAGUGCUACGCCAGGAAAAGCCGAGAAAGCUUCUGCGGGGAAAUCCAAAGACAAGGCGGCUGACAAGAAGACGGAGCCGGGUCAAGGUGGCAAGCGCGGAGCAGGCUUGAAAGAGGAAACAAAAGGAACGAAAGACGAAGCAAAAGGAACGAAAGGAGAUGUUUUGCAAGCGCAGAAGGAAAGACAGCGGCUGGAAACGGAGCUAGCUGCAAAGAUGGAAAAACAGAAGCGGGAGAUGGAGCUAGCGGCGAAGCAAAGAGAAAUGGAGCUAGCUGCGAGGCUGGAGAAACAGCAAAAGGAAAUGGAGCUCGCUGCAAAGCAACGGGAGAUGGAGUUUCUGGCGAAGCAACGAGAGCUGGAAGCUGCUGCUGCUAAGCAGCGGGAAAUGGAAGCUGUUGCCGCUGCUGCUGCUGCCAAGCAACGGGAAAUGGAACUGGCCGCCGCUGCUAAGCAACGAGAGAUGGCGGAGCUAGCUGCAGCAAAAGGAUUGAAGCUCAAAGCCGAGUCCAGGGACGAGGCAUGCCAGACCUCCGAGACAGCGGACUCUUACGACGAGUUGAUGCGAAAGAUGCGUAAGCUGGAGGACGAGCUAGCCUCGCACAGGUCACGGGAAAGCUCUCCAGGGCCGUCUUCUACUCCGCCACCUUCGAGGGCAUUCACGAAGAAACUCACCAUCAAAGUCGAUGACAAGCAGAUGGAUCGAAAGCUGACGAAGAAGGCGACGGUGAAGAAGCCGGAUGUCGCUCCCGCCACUCCGGGUACUCCCAGGAAGAGCAAAGUGGCGUCGACUCCGGCAACUCCGAAAGAGCCAGAGCGAAAGCCCGAGCCGCCAAAGCCAGAGCCAAAGAAGCCGGAGCCAGUGCCAAUAACAGUGCCAGUUCCAGAGCCAGAACCCGUCCGCAAGUAUCCAGCGAGACAAAUUCGUCGGCAAAUCCUCAUGGCGGAUCAAGACUUCGCCGAGGACACGAAGCAGAUAACCGGCCCAGCGGAUGCACCCAGGCCCAGGAGCGUCAUGUUUGAGAGCUCGAGCUUCAACGUCUUGCUGGCGGAGCCCAGCACGGAUCCUCUGAUUGAAACGCAGGCACCGAACGAGUAGAAACAAGAACCAUCUACGUUC
Messenger RNA from Selaginella moellendorffii, 2329 nucleotides. RefSeq names its product titin homolog. The transcript is spliced from 3 exons. Lineage: Eukaryota; Viridiplantae; Streptophyta; Lycopodiopsida; Selaginellales; Selaginellaceae. The record is from RefSeq and is a predicted model, not a curated record. Bases 119 to 2308 code for a protein of 729 amino acids.